This is a messenger RNA of Achroia grisella, 1033 nucleotides long. RefSeq lists its product as uncharacterized. Lineage: Eukaryota; Metazoa; Arthropoda; Insecta; Lepidoptera; Pyralidae. The coding region runs from base 95 to 997 and encodes 300 amino acids. The transcript is spliced from 2 exons. The record is from RefSeq and is a predicted model, not a curated record.
CCCGAUCGGAGCGCACUCCGCUCAGGCGCAGGCAGUUGUGACUUUACCUUAGAUCCAUUCGUUGGUACAAACUGGUGUUUUAUUAGCAAACAAGAUGCAGUGCUUCAUUUGUGUUACAUACAUGAUAAUAUUAUGCAGUGGUCAUCCGGCAAAAGACCGAGAAGUUUCAUCUCAACACGAAAAGAGAUCCUUAUUUCAUGACGUCAUUGAAUCUUUACGAAUUCACUCUCAGCUACCUGAAGAAGUGAAUCAAAAUGAAGAAAAUAAUCUAUCUCAAAACUAUCAUAGAUUCGGUUACGAAGACGAAUCUCCUGAAAUCGCAAUCGAUAGAGGUUUUGUGCCAAGACGUAAUGAUCGUAUAGAAAUGCCGACAAUUAACUAUAGAUACCCAAAAAGUCUGAAUAAUGAUACAGUUGAGAAGAGCGAUAAGCCUAAAGAAGAGUUUGUAUUGUAUAUAGAAACUACAACUGAGGCCAAAACUACUCAGAAAACUAAAAAAACGAAUCGUCCUUUUCGACCCAAUAAUAAAAAUAAAGUAGCCAAUAAAAAUAAACAGAAUGAAGAAAUAGAAGACGAAAUCGAACCAAUCAACGAUGAGAAUCAAUCAUCUGAAAAUUUUCCGUUGAGCAACAACAUGUCUGGUCAAAGUCAAAUUGGAAAUAGAGAGUCCCAAACAGUCGUGAAACCGACCGUUAUAAUCAAUAUUAGAGGAACUAUAUCACACCAAGAUGGAGAAAUAAAAUUAGGAAGUAGAGAUAACAAUGACACGGUUAAUGAACCAUCGAAAAACGUAUUUCAUAUCAACCAAGAGAUAAAUGUAGACCGUGCUAAUCGUAAUAUAAGUAAAAGAAAGGAAGCAAAUACAAUACGACACGAAGUCAAAAUCGUUGGUAAAGUCGAAGAUGACAUGAUGAUGUGCGAGACAGGAACAUGGAACCCACAAAAGAAUCGUGAAUCUCGUAAAGUUGACGUUUUACAAAUUUUAUUAUCUGUUUAGUUUAUAGAGUAAGAAUGAGUAUCUUCGUUUAUAAUU